AUUUACUAGAAACCACGAGGUCUUUGGAAAAUAUUACUGAAGUUUCUUAUUUCAUUGCUCUAAAAAGGACUCGCGCUGCAGAAAUGUCUCAGGACGACGACGUCGGAUUUUUAUUUAAAACAAUGACUUGACGUACACCCCGGCAACCAGCGUUAUGUGCACAAGCGUGCAAGAGUGUCAAAGCGUUUGAGGGGUGUUGAUUUCAUGAGUAGUGGGAGAUACUUGGAUAUUUGAGGGGUAUUAAUGCGUCAGAUCCGUAAUGGAGUAGAACAGACGCUUUCGUAUCGCAAAACACUUUGGACAGGGGAUAUCACAGUGAAACGAUGAGUAGUUCAUUUGAACGUGAUCCCAAAAAGCGAAGGGUGAAGCCUGUGGCUCCAGCUCAACAAUCUGUUUUGGACUUUGAUUUUGAAAGCUCUGAUGACAGUGACUUUAGGAUUGAAGAUCAUUGUGAAGAGUCAGAUGAUGAUUCUGUAGAUUCUAAUGAUCCUGGAAAAGAUGGCGAGGAAGAUGAUUCUGAGGAAUCAGAUGAUUCUUUGGAAGAUCCAUUGCUAGGUGGCAAAGGAAAUAGUGGAAUGACUGUAGGAGAUGUGAUAGAUCAGGCAAGACAACAGGCAUCGAAGGGUGGCCAAUUAGAUGAAAAGCUGACAAAAAUGCUAAUAUGCUGUGGCUGCCUUGGUGACAGAAGUGAUGAUAUUAAUGAAAUUGUGGAAUGUGAUGGCUGUGGUGUUACUGUUCAUGAAGGAUGUUACGGAGUAUCAGAUGUGGAAAGUUUCUCAAGUACAGACUCUCUAUGUCAGUCCGCUCCAUGGUUCUGUGAAGCCUGUAGCGCUGGUGUAGAUGAUCCGUCUUGUGAGCUAUGUCCAAACAAAGGUGGAAUUUUCAAAGAAACUGAUGUGGGUAAAUGGGUUCACUUAGUAUGUGCUCUCUAUGUACCUGGAGUAGCUUUCGGAGAGGUGGAUCGUCUGGCCAGUGUAACCCUCUUUGAAAUGGCAUAUAGUAAAUGGGGUGCUAAGCAAUGCUCUUUGUGUGAAGAUGCAAGGUACGCACGCACUGGUGUGUGUAUUGAAUGCGAUGCUGGAAUGUGCCAUACUUACUUUCAUGUUACUUGUGCGCAAAGGGAAGGUCUUUUAUCCGAGGCACACAGUGAGGAAGUGGAUCAAGCUGAUCCAUUUUAUGCACAUUGUAAACUGCAUUCGGAUAAAACACUGGUACGCAGAAGAAGACGCAAUUGGUUAGCAUUACAAUUUCGCGCACAGUACAGGCAAAAAUUGCUCAAGCAACCCGACCAUUUGGAUACAGAAGAACAACGUAGAAUUCAACGGAAACUUGCCAAGCAUAGGCACAAGUAUUUAGCGCACAAAGCAUCAAGACCACCUCCUUGGGUACCAACACAGAAAAUGCCUCGUUUACUAACAACGUCGGCCUCAGCUUGUCGACAAUUGGCAAAGAAAGCAGAAUUAAUGGGCGUUGAUACUGCUGCUCUAGAAGCUCAAGAGGCACAACUGGUAGCUCUGGUUGACGUCAGAAAAAAAUGGCACAUUCCCCCAGCAUUCAGUGUUGAAUUUAUUGGCUAUUAUCUAGACAGAAAUUUGCGUGUAGCCUCCAUGAAAAGACGACUGCAAGAGCAUCUUGACGUUAAUUCACAACUCUUGAAUGAACAGCAGAGACUUGACCGGAAAUACGAUGAAGUGAUGAAAGAUAAUGAGGAGCAAAUCAGGGUGAAUGUUACUCUGAAAGAAAAAAUUGAAUUAUAUCAUCAAGUACUUAGAGCGUCUGGUUAUGUUAAACCUUUGCCACUGGUUGCGGAUUUAGCCAAACCGAGAAUACCAACUACUCUUGGUACAGGAUUAGGAGUACCGACGGCAGCUGCAUUGAAAAUGGGUGUAGGAUUUCCACUUCCUGUAGGUAAAGGUGGUGAAGGUAUUCGCGAGGGUAGAGUAUUGAGCAGCCAGGCUCACGAUCAAAAUCAUAAAGGCGAACUGACAUUACGACAUCAAUGUGGAAUUUGUAGAGGAGCUACGAACCAGCAUUUACUAGCUAAAUGCGACACUUGUCAUCUUCACUACCAUCUAUCUUGUCUCAGUCCACCUUUAUCUCGUAUGCCUAAGAAGACAAAGCUAAUGGGCUGGCAAUGUUCUGAAUGCGAUAAGGAAUCAUCCGGUUCGGAAGUAGAACAUGUAGAUACGUCAGCGCCACGCAAGUUGAGGCACUGUAAGGAUGAAGCUAAUUUAACGCCAACGCCACCACAAGAAGUCCAAAUUCCUACAACACCUACCACACCUACCACUUCAAAGAAUUCAUCUACCAGUACUGGUAGUAUAAUUAACGUAACUGUUCCCGAUACUCCUACCACGCCGAAGUUAACUAUUAAACCUAUGGGUCUGCAACCACCAGAACCUGAACCAAUGCAGUUGGAUGAACCUGUGGUGAGUGAACUGUGUGUGAAUAAUAUACCUAUAACACCCAGAGAAGGUUCACCUCAGUAUAUGGUAGCUUCGGCUGAUGGUACCGAAUCUAUUCCACAGAGAAGUGGUAAGAAACGACGAAGGGAAAAACAUAAAAGAUAUACACCCGAUCCUAUUACUGGUGUGAAACAGAGAAAACGAAAACAUAAGAGAAAGAGUUUUGAUGUAGAGAAUCCAGAAACUCAAGGCCAACCAGAAAUUCAUAGAAGAAUAACUAUAAAGAUUAAACCAAUUCCUCGACCGGAAGGGGAAAUGGCAUCAGAAUCAAGUCCUCAAAUGUUUGUGGCUACAAGUACCAGUACUGAAAUUUCUCCACCACCACCUACACCAAAGCUUCCGCCACCUCUGCUUCCUCCACCUGUUCCAAGUGAGCCAGCUAUUCCUAGCAGUAGUACUAACCCUAGGUUAUCUUCGGGUAAUGGAAAGAAAGGCAAGGAAACUGAACUUCUCACACAAUGCAACGUUUGCGAUACUCCUGGAACUAUUCAGAAUCUAGUUAGGUGCGACGAAUGUAAGAAAUGUUACCAUUUUACCUGUUUGGAUCCUCCUGUUAAGAAGUCCCCAAAAAGAAGAGGGUACUCUUGGCACUGUGCAGACUGUGAUCCCAGUGCUUCAGAAUCUGAGAAUUAAUUCCGUCAAUUUUAAGUGUGCAACGACAGUUCUGCAUUCAAUAUCAGUGAGAUAUUGAAUGCCAACAUUUUUUUGUCUUUUUUUGUAACAUAUACAAAGAAAUGGAGGAAAUUGAUCCCUCUCAAUGAGAACGUGAAUACAUAAGAUUCGUACUGUAAUUUCACUGGUUUAUAUAAAAUCUAAUGUAUUAUUGCAAGGUAUUAUCCGAAUAACUUGUCAAAGUGAAAUUUCGAUACUGGUCUUCUGUAUUGUUCGUAUAUAUAUUUUUGUUUUAUACCGUAGACGUACGAUACGUUACGAUACGAUAGCUGAUAACACACUGUUUACUAUUCGCUAUCUACGUGCUAAUUAUAAUUAUACGUUAGUGAGCGGGUGUAGAAAUGUAGAUAUAAAACAAAAUUACCGUAAACAAUCUAGAUCCACGAAUAAAGUUUACAUACAUUUCCAGACGAGCUCACUAAGAAUGAUAUAACUACAAUUUUACGCACAUAGCGAAUAGUAUUUUCACAUAUUGUGCUGUAUGUGAUUCAUGUGUUUUGCGUAUUAAAAAAAUGCACCCUUAGAUCAUGCUCACACGUAUGUCUCUGAUCAAUGAGGGACUUGUACAUUUUAUUUAGACGUAUUAUUAAAGGAUGUUUAUGAUUUGCGAGAAGAACAGCGUAAUUACACGGACCAUUUAGUCGCUUAGUUUUAGGAAUUACGACGUAAAGACAAAAACCAGAUCUAAUAAGAAAUUCAAAGUGGCAUUUUUGGAAUUUUCGGUUUAUUGUAAUUAACAAAAUGCAAUUAAAACGUGUUUUAAUUUACGAAAUGA
Molecule: messenger RNA, 3912 nt
Organism: Cephus cinctus (wheat stem sawfly)
Lineage: Eukaryota; Metazoa; Arthropoda; Insecta; Hymenoptera; Cephidae
Product: PHD finger protein 14
Exons: 15
Coding region: 324-3098 (924 amino acids)
Biological process (GO): regulation of transcription by RNA polymerase II
Source: RefSeq, a predicted model, not a curated record